Molecule: messenger RNA, 4578 nt
Organism: Panonychus citri (citrus red mite)
Lineage: Eukaryota; Metazoa; Arthropoda; Arachnida; Trombidiformes; Tetranychidae
Product: FK506-binding protein 5-like
Exons: 4
Coding region: 610-4266 (1218 amino acids)
Molecular function (GO): protein binding
Source: RefSeq, a predicted model, not a curated record
UUCUUUUCUAUUUAGUUAGUUAGCCUUAAGCUCUUCAUCGUAAUCAUCAAUUCCCAUGUUGUCCGUUGCUCUUUUUAAUCAUCACAGUUUUUCAUCUUCUUCUUAAUUGUUGUUGAAAUGAGAAUAUUUAAAUUGUCUCAUUUAAUUGUGAAAAUUGAUUAUUUCCCAAUAAUUGGCUCAUCGUUUCUUUAAUUCUUCAUUUCUAUUGAUCGUCCCCAGGAAAGUCAAUUAGGUUUCUUUAAAUCAACAAGUUCUCUUAAUUUCAAUGUUAACCUUAAUUCUUAAAAUUUAAACUGUUAUUUGACCUAAUUGUUUUCUCUCAGUGUUGUUUUUAUUUAUUCCAAAGUGACUCAUUAAUCCUUGAUUACGCUUCUUAACACAUUUUCUUUAUCUCUCUCUCUCUUUUGCCAUAAUCUCUAAUUUGAGCUUAUUUCUUAUAUCAUAAUCUUAUCCAUCUAAAGUCAUCAAUAUUUGUCUCUCUUUCUAUCUGCCAAUUCAGUUUCUUUUUUUUCUCAAUUUAUCAUUGAAAAUUGUUUCAUUUUAAUUCCUCGUUCCAUCUUGAUUGUUCAUCUAAAUUAGUGUUUAGUGUGUGACAAUUAAAUUCCCAUCAUGGGUUGUAUAUUGUCUUUCUUCAAAUUCAAUAACAAUAAAUCAUAUAAAAUCACAGAAAAAGGUGGUGAAGACAAAUCAACAAAUCAUGGGAGAAAAUCAUCAAAAAAGCAGCAGCAUCAACAACAACAGCCAAAAUAUCAGCAAUCAUUACAACAAUCAGGCCCACAAUUAGAAAAAUCUUCGGGUAAAAAUGUUCCUCCGCUUUCUAGUCAAUCCUUUGUUUACAAAACGGUUCUGGAAGCAACUGUAAGUGAUGCCACGGUUAAUGAAGAGGAGGCCAGGAUUAAUGCUGCCGAAGCUCCUGGUCCUUUCGAGAUUGAAACUGACCUUUUAAGUCCAGAAAUCGAAGAGGCUGUAAUCAAGAUUCAAGCAAAUGUCCGAGGCUAUUUAACAAGAAAACUUUAUCGGGGAGUUACACCGGACCGGUCAGUUGAGACGAGCCAACAGCCUUCAAAUGUUGUCGGUCAAAGUCAAGAACCAAUUGAAUCAUCACACAAUGAACAAAGUUCAUCAGGAAUUCUUGCUCCACCGCCAAGUUUUUCAGAUACUCCCAAAGAGUUUCCUCUGGAUCAUGAUGAUAAUAAAACAGCCGCUUCACAAGGGAAACAAAUUGCAGAUAAACUAAUUGAAUUGGAGAAACAAGUUAGCCAACAAGAAGCAAUUAAUAAACCAUUGGAAUCAACAUCGACUGUUUUCAAAACUGUUGAUGAGGUAAUUUCUAAAAAGGAGAAACGAGAAAACUUUAAUCAUGACAUUGGAAAAGUUGAUUAUAAACAAUCUUCAGUUGAUUGUGUUGGUGAGAAGUUGAAAACUCAAUAUGAAAAUAAUGAUCAUGUUCAGCAAGUAAACAAUUCAUCAGAACGUCAAUUGGAAAUUCCAUCCAUUGAGACAAGUGAAUGUACCGGACCUGAAGAGGCAGCGAUUAAAAUUCAAGCGGCAUUCAGAGGUUAUCAAGUUCGGAAAACUAUUUCAAGGGAAACCUCACCUUCACAUACGCGAGGUGAAGAUGAAGAUGUUGUUCAUUUACGAGAAAAAGAUGCCAAUUCUACUCAAGAUCCAGAAAGAGAAUCGAUUCUUGUUCUUGAUCAACUAGAGGAAUGUUUAUCUCAAGAAUUGAUGAGAAGCUCAAUCAAUAUUGGAGAUGAGACAUCACUAAGCUCAUAUUCAACUGAUUUCGACUUAAAUUCAAGUCUACAAAGUAACAUCUCAUUAGCGGCCUUAGCAUCAUCAUCAACAACCAAAACAACACAUGAGGAUGAAAAUUCUGACUCUAAAUUACCUUUAUUAACAUCGAGUAAUUUAGCAAAGACCAAUGAUGAAAAUAUAACAACAGCUAAAAUUAAUGACGAAACACCAACAAUUCCUGAUGCAAUCGAAUCUGAAAAUGUAAACAAGCAAAUUGUUGAUGUAUCUUCAGUUGAUCCAUUAACAGUUUCAAUCAAUAAUCAAGCUCCAACAGCUGAUGAUUCAGUUAAUCAAACGGAAUGUUUUGAUUCAUCAUCUAAGGUGGAGGAUACAUUAGAAGUGAUUAAAUCUGAACCAGUUUUGUUUGUUCCCACCGAUGAAAAAGUUAACGCCAUUGAUGAAACCGAUUUAAUUGAUGGAAUGGUGAAAAUUGAUAAUCAAGAAAUUGAUCCGGUUGUAAUUGUUGAAUUAGAUGGUACAUUAGAUGCAUCUGAUGUGUCAAAAUCAAAUGAUAAACAAAUUGAUGAGCCAAAAAGCAUUAAAAAGGAAUCGCCUAAAAAGUUAACAACAAUUGACUCAGAAUUAGAGUUACACCAAUCAAUUGAGAUUAACAGAGUUGGUUCAAGUUCAAUCAACGAAACGAAAUCCAUUGAUGAACCAGAAGCAGAAAUCGAGGAGCUCGAAGUUGAACCUUUGUUUUCAGAACUUGUUUCACCUUUAAUUGAAUCAACGAUCCAAAGUAAUCAACAAACUUCAACUAAUGAUUCUGUUAAUUCAUCACAAAAAGAUGAACAAAUUACUCCACCAAUUUGUGAUGUAACUUUAUCACCAUCACUUGCGGAAAUAGUUACAAGUGAUAAUCAAAGUGACCUUAAUGCUGAUGGAAACACACCAAUUAGUUUAAUUACCGAAACUAGUGAAGAAUCUAAGGAAACAGUUAAUAAAUUGACCAAAGAAGAUUCAUUUGGAUCAGAUAUCCUUGUUUUAGAUGAUGAAAAAAAUGAUACUCUUUAUGAUCCAUUUGAAGAUAAUUUAACUUGCAACCCACCAACCAUUCAAUCAUCGGCUAAUAAUCAUGAACAAUUAACAGCAUCAGCAACAUUUGCCGAGGAUAAUUUGAUUAAAUCAGUUGUAGAUGAUUUAAAUAAAGAUAAAGAAUUACUCCUUUAUGAAAUGAAUUCAGGAUCAACAAUUAAAGAUGUCGACUUAUCAGAUAUGAAUGAAAAUAUUAACGAGAUUAAAGAUGAUAUUUUGGUCAAUUUGGAUGAAAGUGAUGACGAAGAUGACGAAGAUAGUCAAAAACGACCAGUUGAACAAUCAGUAAAUUGUGUAUCCAAAAAUAACUCGAUUGUUCAAAUUCAAGACGAAAAUCAAAUGAUUGAAAAGGAAACUAAGGAUCUCAGUAAUUCUGCAAAACAAUCAAAAGAUGAAUCAAUAAAUGACUCGACAACAACUGAACAAAACAUUGAUUCAGAAUCACUACCUGAUGGUCAUGUUGGUGAUUUGAUUAAAACUGAAAUGGUUUCUACUCCAGAACAAUCAGAAGCUGUGGCAACAAUUAACGAGCCUUCAGAAAAUGUUUGUAAAAAAGUGAUUCCGGAUUUAUUUGAUUCACAACCAGAGAAACAAUUGAAUAUUGAACUUGCAUUCUCACCAAGUGUUGGUGUUAUUCAACAAUCAAUGAUUAAUCAUGACAAAAGUUCAAUUCAAGAAGAUGUUGAUUCUUCCAGUGUCUCAACAAACCCUUUCUUAAAUCAGUCAGAUUUUGAUUCAGAUCUCGACUUGGGAAAAAUCAUUCCCAGUGAUCAGAAACCAAUCAAUCUUGUUGGCGAUGAAAAUGAAUCAACGAGUUUAACAACACAACAAUCUUCGCAAGAAUCAACGACGACAAUCAAACAAUUAGAAUUAACAACAUCCGAAGUUGCAAUUAUCAAAGAUGAAGAACAAUUAAAAUCAAUUGUCCCAAAAGAAUCAUCCGAGAAAUUAAAACAGCUCGAGAUUCUUGUGGCACCUCCGAUUGAAAGUCCAAAUACAAUUCAAAUUACCGAAACUACUGCAGAUCUUACAAGUGCCAUUACUGAAGACAAUCAAUCAAAAGCUGAUGAAUCACCAAUUAAACAUGAUGAUGAAGACAAAUCGCCAGAAAAUCAGUCCAAAUCUCCUGUACAAGAAAAUUUAAAUGAGACAAUCAUUGUAGUCCAAUCUGAGGUAUCAAAUGAACAAUUAGCACCAACGGAAAGUGCAACAACAUCAAACAAUCAACCAACAGUUAAUAUUGAGACAAAUGUUGAGAGCAAUAUAACAACAAUUAACGAACCACCAGUAAAUGAUGAUGAAGAAGUCGAUACCAGCCCAGAGAAUGGAAAUCUUUUACUAAGACUACAGGAUCGCGAUACUCGAUCGAGAAGUCCAAAUCCAUUUAAUCGUAAAAAGAGACGACACAAAAAGAAAAGUGGACCUGCUAAUUGAUUAACCAAAUCAAUCAAAUUAAACAACAAUUAACAUGAAUCUAUGUCAACAAAAACAAAGAUGAACACGAAUUUAAAAUACCUGGACAACCAAAAGUGCAUUUUACACGGAGAUAUUGAUCACAAUCGAUUUACAAAAAUGAUUAAGAUUAAUUGAUUAUCAUUAUUAUUACUAUUAUUAUACUUAUACAAAUAAUUAAAUUAUAAUGACGAAAAUAAAUGAAAAACAAAAUCCACAACAUGUAUUAGAUUGUAUUGGAAACAAACUUUGAACUUUGAAAAAAAUUUAAGCAUCAAAAAUGCUUACAACUGA